UCUGUCUAGGACGCUGGACGAGGAAGCUUACAUUAUGGGCUGAGGUCGUAAAUAGGCCCAUGUUUCCAACGGCUUCAUAGCAAAAAUAAACAGAAUAAACGGAACCACCAAUAGCAGAUGGAAGCUAGCAGCGCGUGUGAGAAAUGGGUUGGUUUGGUCAGUGUAGUAAGAGCAGAUACCUCGUAAAAAAUGACGCUGCUGUAAAAAUACGAGACUGGGCAGUGGGGACUACGUGCCAAGGGCUUUUGCUGCACACUGCACUCAUUUAUUUCUCCCAACUCAUUCCUUCCCGCCGAGUCACUCCCAUUUUCAAAUCUCAUAAAGAAACCCUAGUUUGAACCUCUCCAUGCAACACUCUCUCGCUCUCGCUCUCUAAUCUAAUCGAAUGAUUUCUUAGGUUGGAGUCAAUUGAUGGGUAGUGAGUAUAUCGAAAGCAACAUUUCCACUGAUGUUUCUACGGAACAAGAAGCUCAAUGCGAUGUACUUACUCAAUCUAUCAGUGAGAGAGUUGCUCAAAAAGUUCAAAAGCUAAGGUCCGAAGCAUUUCUUCUGGAAAAGAGAAUUAGCCCAAGACUUAAAAACAUACCCAAAGACAAAAGACCAUUUUAUGGUAGUGUCACGAGGAAGAGGUCACAUACUUCAGAAGCUGUCACUGCAACAGAUAACAUUUCCCCACAUGCUCCAGAGAUAGGGUCAGAGAGAUCUCUUUUGAACCGGAGGCUUAGUCCUAGAUUUAGAGGUAUACCUGUCAACAAAAGGCCAUAUUAUGGCAGUGUCCAGAGGCGGAAAUCGUAUGCUUCUAAAGAUCUUUUACAUGACAGAAGAAUUGAAGAUGAUGAUUGGAAGAGAAAAUCGAGUUCUCUUAAUGAAAACGCGGAUAUGGAAAAAAAUAAAGCUGACAUUUAUGUAAGAGAGCAAUUUUUGCAAAAAGUUCCUAAAAUGAGGUUAGAUGUAUCUCCUCUGCAGCAAACAGUUGGUCAAAGAAGUGAAAGUAUAAUAUUAGGUAAAAGGCUAGACUACAGUAAUGAAAAUGGGCUGGUGGAUGCUACUAUACAUGACCAUCGUGACGGAAAAACUGAAGACAAAAAACUGUAUUAUGGCAGUAAUCACAAUAUAAAGUUGAAUUCCUCUAAAGAUCACGUCUGUAGCAACAAUGAUCAAAGGAUGCAAUUACAUUCUCCUAAAAAUAACUCUGUAAAGAAAAAAGCUAUCUUUGAUUGGGUGAUAGAGAAAUGUAUAAUAAAUGUUGCUAGGAAGGACAUAUGCGAUCCAGACACCCCAAGCUGGGUGACGUCUAAAUCUGCAGAUAAAUAUGAAAAUGCUGAAAUAAUGCAUUUAGAGAAUGGUGAGGAUUUGAAAUCAAUGGGUUAUAAGAAAUUUGUGGCUGAUCAUAUGUGUCAGAGUGCUGGUGCAAGAGUGAAACAAAAGGAUUAUUUUGGACGUACAAGAGCAUCGUCUAGAAUUCGGGGCUAUGUGUGUGAGGACAUAUCUAAUGGCAAAGAAGAUAUACCUAUACCAGUUACCAAUUUGAUUGAUCCUCCUCUUGCACCUACAGACUUUACAUAUAUUAAAUCUAUUCAAGUUGCCAGCAAUGUAAUUGUUCCCUCAAGUCCUUCUGGAUGCAAUUGCAAAGGAAGCUGUACAAAUCCAAAGACUUGCUGCUGCGCUAGACUCAAUGGUUCCGACUUUCCAUAUGUGUGCGAAGAAGAUGGUGGCAGAUUGAUUGAACCCAAGGAUGUGGUAUUUGAAUGUGGUCCAGGAUGUGGUUGUGGACCAAAUUGCAUCAACCGUGUUUCUCAAAGGGGAAUAAAAUACCGGCUUGAGGAAGCGUUUCUUUUUAAACAGGUAUAUCGUACACGCAACAAAGGAUGGGCCGUUAGAUCUCGGGAUUUAAUUCCUUCAGGUGCUUUUGUGUGUGAAUACAUAGGAGUUCUUAUGCGGUCUGCAGACUUGGAAAAUGUCUCCGAGAAUGACUACAUUUUUGAGAUUGAUUGCUGGCAUACGAUGCAUGGAAUAGAGGGACGAGAGAGGCGACAAGGCGAUGUAUCCAAACAUGGGCAUUAUCUUGUAAAUAAAGCACAAAAUGAGACAGAAUUUUGCAUAGAUGGAGGUUCUUAUAGUAAUGUCACCAGAUUUAUUAAUCACAGCUGUGACCCUAAUCUAUUUGUCCAGUGUGUUUUGAGCUCCUGCCAUGAUAUUAGGUUUGCCCGUAUCGUGCUGUUUGCUGCAGAUGACAUACCUCCUUUGCAGGAACUCGCAUAUGACUAUGGUUAUGCACUCGAUAGUGUUAUUGGUUCUGAUGGGAAGAUAAAGAAGUCACCAUGCUACUGUGGUACAAGUGAGUGUAGGGGACGCUUAUACUAGUCAGUAGUCAGCCAAAGGUUUCUACCUAUUCAUUGUUGUUGUUGUUUUCGGCGGUUUAUGAUGUUAGACGUAGGUUUUAUAUAAGCUAGUUGCUGUUGGGCUGCGUCCCUCGGAAGAGUGAACUAUAACUGCACCUGUUUUAUCAAUGUGCUGCUACAUUUUUAUUCUGAGUCAUUGAUUAUGCAGAUGCAGUAAUUUCAGCUUUCUAUAAUAAUCUGCUCGGUGAGUCCAAUUUUCCUCUUUA
Molecule: messenger RNA, 2608 nt
Organism: Mercurialis annua (annual mercury)
Lineage: Eukaryota; Viridiplantae; Streptophyta; Magnoliopsida; Malpighiales; Euphorbiaceae
Exons: 9
Coding region: 412-2364 (650 amino acids)
Cellular component (GO): nucleus
Molecular function (GO): histone methyltransferase activity; zinc ion binding; protein binding
Source: RefSeq, a predicted model, not a curated record